This is a messenger RNA of Cajanus cajan (pigeon pea), 1790 nucleotides long. Its product is annotated as isoflavone 2'-hydroxylase. Gene Ontology annotation, molecular function: iron ion binding; oxidoreductase activity, acting on paired donors, with incorporation or reduction of molecular oxygen; monooxygenase activity. The record is from RefSeq and is a predicted model, not a curated record. Lineage: Eukaryota; Viridiplantae; Streptophyta; Magnoliopsida; Fabales; Fabaceae.
UGGCUCCUAUUGUAGUAACUUAACUAAUAACUGCACAAUCUCUCCACUCAGUGCUGUAACCAGCCAUGGAAAUGUUUCAUCUCUUGCCUUACGCUCUCUUUUUCCUUGUUUCUCUUCUCACUUUGAAACUCUUCUUCGGAAGCAGAAAAUACAAAAACCUACCACCUGGUCCAUCCCCUCUUCCCAUAAUCGGAAACCUAAACCUCCUCGAACUCCCACUCCACCGUUUCCUUCAACGCUUGACAGAGAAACAUGGCAAGGUGUUUUCCCUUUGGAUGGGUUCACGUCUUGCCGUGGUGGUUUCAUCUCACGCGGCGUUCCAAGAAUGCUUCACCAAAAACGACGUCGCCUUGGCGAACCGACCUCGCAAUCUCUCGGGAAAGCACAUCUUCUACAACUACACCACCGUGGGGUCGUGCUCCUACGGCGAGCACUGGCGCAACCUCCGCCGCAUAACCUCGCUCGAGGUUCUCUCAACUCAACGUAUUCACUCCUUCACCGGAAUCCGAAAGGACGAAACGUAUAGGAUGAUACGAACCCUAGCCAAGGACUCGUGCAUGGACUACGCGCCCGUGGAGCUAAGUUCCUUGUUCCACGACAUGUCGUAUAACAACAUGAUGAGGAUGUUGGCGGGGAAGAGGUACUAUGGGAACGAGACUGAGAUGAAGGAUGUGAAAGAGGCGAAGGAGUUCAGAGAGACGGUGGAGGAGUUGUUGCAUCUCAUUGGGGUGUCUAACAAAGCAGAACACUUACCUUUCCUUAGGUGGUUCGAUUUUCAAAACGUGGUCAAGAGGCUCAAGAAUAUUAGUAAGAGAUUUGACACGUUGUUGGAUGGAUUUGUUCUCGAGCAACGAAGCAAGAAGCAGAGGGAAAAUACCAUGAUCGAUCAUCUUCUCACUCUGCAAGAAUCGCAGCCCGAUUAUUACACCGAUCAAAUCAUCAAAGGCCUUGUUUUGGCUAUGCUUAUUGGUGGAACGGAUUCGUCGGCCGUAACAAUAGAGUGGGCAAUAUCCAAUUUAUUGAAUCAUCCCGAAGUAUUAAAAAAAGCAAGAGAUGAAUUGGACACUCAUAUAGGACAAGAUCGUUUGAUAAGUGAGUCAGACCUUUCAAAAUUGCCUUACCUUAAAAAGAUCAUCCUUGAGACACUUAGGUUGCAUCCUCCUGCUCCAAUAUCAAUACCACAUGUGAACUCAGAAGACAUCACUAUUGGAGAAUUCAACAUUCCAAGAGACACCAUGGUGUUGGUAAAUAUUUGGGCUAUACAAAGAGACCCUCAACUGUGGAAUAAAGCCUUGAGUUUUAUACCAGAGAGAUUUGAUGUAGAAGGAGAGGAGAAAAAGUUGGUUGCAUUUGGGAUGGGAAGAAGGGCUUGCCCAGGAGAACCUUUAGCUAUGCAAAAUGUUGGCUUGACAUUGGGAACAUUAAUUCAAUGCUUUGAAUGGAAGCGAGUUACUGAGGAAGAAAUCGAUAUGACAGAGGCAAAUUGGUUUAGCUUGUCAAGGGUAACUCCAUUGAAUGCCUUGUGCAAAGCUCGUCCACUCGUCAGCAAGAUUAACCUGAAGUAAUUAAUGAUAUAUUAAGUUGAGUUGUGUGUCAAUCUAUGAUAUGAUUAAAUGUAAUGUUUAAUUUUCAGUUUUUAAUAAAUGUGCUCGUAUGUAAGUGCUCAAAUUGAGGAUAAUUGUGAUGUACAAAAGAGCCAACUACAUGUUAGUGGAUAUGCCACAUCAUAUAUCUAUAUAACAUGUAACCUGAUUUUCUUGAAUAAAAUAUUUUAAAAAACUAUUAAUUAA